AAAUACUCCCUCACACACCAUAUCAUAUUGUAAAAAAUUUCCCCUUCACUCUAUUUAUAUCCAUCCAGUACUCACUACUAUUUCCAAACCAAAAAAAGGAAAAUUAAUGUCGAACCAUGCUACUAAUAAAGCAGUCAGCCAGCUGGAACCAUGGAGAGAACUCACCGGAAAAGUAGUAAUGGUGACCGGAGCAUCAUCUGGAAUUGGCAGAGAAUUCUGCUUAGAUUUAUCUAAAGCUGGUUGUAAAAUCAUCGCAGCCGCUCGUCGUGUUGAUCGAUUGAAAUCUCUCUGCGAUGAGAUCAACGGUCAGGAUCAGGAAUUACGAGCGGUGGCGAUUGAGCUUGAUGUUAGUGCGAAUGGUGCUGUUAUUGAAGCUGCUGUACAGAAAGCUUGGGAUGCUUUUGGACGUAUCGAUGCUUUAAUUAAUAACGCUGGUAUUCGAGGCAGGGUGCACUCUCCACUGGAUUUGACAGAGGAGGAAUGGGAUACGAUCUACAAAACGAACUUAAGAGGGGCAUGGUUGGUGACCAAAUAUGUUUGUAUUCAUAUGCGUGCUGCUAAUCAAGGAGGAUCUGUUAUUAAUAUCUCUUCUAUCGCUGGUCUUAAUCGUGGGCAAUUGCCCGGCGGUCUUGCUUAUGCUUCUUCAAAGGAUGCUCUUAACAGCAUGACAAAGAUGAUGGCCCUCGAAUUCGGACCAUACAAGAUCAGAGUGAACUCAAUAUCACCAGGACUUUUCAAAUCUGAGAUAACAGAAGGCCUCGUGAAAAAGGACUGGAUUCAUAAUAUUGCAUUGAGAACCGUUCCCUUGAGAACGCAUGGAACUUCAAAUCCCGCUUUGACUUCAGUAGUACGUUAUUUAAUCCAUGAUUCCUCAGAAUAUGUUUCAGGCAACAUGUUCAUAGUAGAUGCUGGAGUUACUUUACCAGGUGUUCCAAUUUUCUCAUCGCUUUAGUCAUAGAGGAAAUUGAAUUUGUUCUGUUUGAGUAUAGUGAUACAUGAUCCGGAGGUUAAGAAAAGGUUAUAGAAAUGUUUGGGAACGAACACGGUGCUUCCAACA
Molecule: messenger RNA, 1057 nt
Organism: Lycium ferocissimum
Lineage: Eukaryota; Viridiplantae; Streptophyta; Magnoliopsida; Solanales; Solanaceae
Exons: 3
Coding region: 107-952 (281 amino acids)
Molecular function (GO): oxidoreductase activity
Source: RefSeq, a predicted model, not a curated record